This is a messenger RNA of Fusarium vanettenii 77-13-4, 1247 nucleotides long. RefSeq lists its product as uncharacterized. Gene Ontology annotation, cellular component: fungal-type cell wall. The record is from RefSeq and is a predicted model, not a curated record. Gene Ontology annotation, biological process: fungal-type cell wall organization. The transcript has 2 exons. Lineage: Eukaryota; Fungi; Ascomycota; Sordariomycetes; Hypocreales; Nectriaceae. Gene Ontology annotation, molecular function: structural constituent of cell wall. The coding region runs from base 119 to 571 and encodes 150 amino acids.
ACAUUCGCUACAAUACCCUGACUUUUAGUCAAGUACAUUCGUUCCAGCAACCCUCCAAACCUCUAAACAACCUACCUACAACUUUCGAGUUACAUUAAUAUCUCCAACCUCAGUCAAAAUGAAGUUCGCUGCUGCUCUCGCUUUCGCCGCCGGUGUCUCUGCCUACGCCAAGGGCAACGUCACCUACACCACCGAGGUCGUCACUGCCUACACCACCUACUGCCCCGGCCCCACUGAGAUCACCCACGGUGGCAAGACCUACACCAUCACUGAGGCCACCACCCUGACCAUCACUGACUGCCCUUGCACCAUCACCAAGCCCGUCAUCACCACCUCCGCUGUCGUCUGCCACGACUGCCCUGCUCCUCCCCCUGCCAAGGGCGGCAACUCCACAUUCGUCCCCGUUGUCCCCACUGGCACCGCUCCCGUCAAGCCUGGCAACCCCGAGGGCCCUGCUGCCACUCCCACCGGUGGUGCCCCCUCCGAGGUCCCCACUGCCGGCGCCGGCAAGGUCGCUGCUCUCUCCGGAGCUGGCCUCGCUGCCGUCGUCGGUCUCGCUGCCUUCCUGUAAAUCAGCAACUAGCGCGUCUCGUCGACCACGUCCUACCUACGAUUUCUUUAUUUCGGUAAUACCUAAUUCGCGUGGGAGCCUGUGGGAGAGUUAGUGUUGGUUUCUUUUCAAAGGGGAUGCAAGCGAUUUUCAGGGAAUGUAUAGACUUUUUGGACACGAACAUACGAACGGAGAACCGGUAUACUUCUGCACAGCUCUAUGGAGUCUUUGUCUAAUGAUGGCCACGCUUUGCAGGGGUGAGACAUUCUUGUACAUGAGCUUUGUCUCGGCGUCCGGAAGGAACUCGCAUACACCCUGUGUGAGGUCUCUUUCGAGGCUGGGAAUAUAAUGUGUUUAUUUGCCUUUGGAGCAACAAUGGGACGAUUGUGCCUUGGAUAGCCCGCGGGUCGUUCUCAAUUCUGCUCCUGAUCAGAAAUUCAAGAGACGCAUUACCUACCUCGAAUCACCUCGCACCCGAUCCCGUUUUCCUAUUCUUGCGAUAUACUUUUGGGAAACUCUCGAACACCUCUAGCCUUCCGUCGAGGUGGUCGAGCACUAUCCCCUACAGCUGGGCGUGUUUAUGGACUCUUGACAGGUACUUUCAAUGUUGUCAGCCUGGGGAAAUCUUGUAUUAUAGCUCAGGCAAAGCAAUCAUUGCUAAGAGUCCAGUUUUGGCUCGGCAAACUUCAUAUCUUCC